Oryzias latipes (Japanese medaka) is the source of this 2568-nucleotide messenger RNA. It is a transcript of the gene slc34a1b, whose product is annotated as solute carrier family 34 member 1b. Gene Ontology annotation, cellular component: vesicle; apical plasma membrane; brush border. Gene Ontology annotation, molecular function: sodium:phosphate symporter activity. The record is from RefSeq and is a predicted model, not a curated record. Lineage: Eukaryota; Metazoa; Chordata; Actinopteri; Beloniformes; Adrianichthyidae. Gene Ontology annotation, biological process: sodium-dependent phosphate transport; intracellular phosphate ion homeostasis.
CACCUGAUUUUAUAUUUAAAGGUGUGUUUGAUGCCCUGCCCCUCACACAGAGUUUUAUCCCAAACGGCUUGAGGAUGCACACUUCCCGGCAUCCAAAGCCCAGGCUGGACGAAGACACGGAGUCCGGCAUCGGCUCCACCCUUGACCUCACAAGCAGCAGCAAGGGUGACGGCAAACAUACAAAUCAGCCCUUUGGUUCACCUUCGUUCAGAGCGGCAGACAGACUUCCCAGAGAGAACGAAGCCCCCCCUCAGACCUCAGAAGUGAGUCCACACAAGAUCAAACAGCUCCUUAUCAACUUAUCCAAGGUCCCUCUUCUCUUCAUCCUUCUCUUCUUCUUUAUUUGCUCCCUGGACACUCUGAGCUCUGCCUUCCAGUUGGCAGGGGGUAAAGUGGCAGGGGACAUUUUCAAGGACAAUGCGGUGCUGUCCAACCCCGUGGCUGGCCUGGUGGUGGGGAUUCUGGUUACUGUGCUCGUUCAGAGCUCAUCAACCUCCACCUCCAUUGUUGUCAGCCUGGUGGCCUCCGGAUUGCUAGAAGUGAAGUCGGCAGUUCCAGUCAUCAUGGGGUCCAAUAUUGGCACUUCUGUCACAAACACCAUAGUGGCCAUGAUGCAAGCUGCAGAGAGAAAUGAGUUUCAGCGCGCCUUUGCUGGAGCAACCAUCCAUGACUGCUUCAACUGGCUGUCGGUCCUGUUCCUGCUGCCUCUGGAGGCGGUGAGUGGGUUGAUGACCCGGCUGUCCCACCUCCUGGUUAGCAUCUUACAAAUCCAGUCAGGAGAAGAUGCCCCCGAGCUUCUAAAGGUCAUCACUGAGCCAGUAACAACACUCAUCAUACAGCUAGAGAAAUGUGUGAUCACAGGGAUUGCCAUGGGAAAUGAGGGCAUGAGGAACAAGAGCCUGGUGAAGGAAUGGUGCCAGUCUGCUGGCAAUGGGAGCUUUGACAACUGUGGAAGUAACGAUUUUCCAUCGUCGUCACGUGUUAAAUGUAAACAUCUGUUUGCAUCCACUGAGUUGUCAGACCUCACGGUGGGUCUUAUUCUCCUGGCUGCUUCUCUGGUGGUCCUCUGCUCAUGUCUGCUACUUCUAGUCAAGCUGCUUAACUCUCUUCUUAAAGGCCAAGUAGCAAAGGUCAUCCAUAAAGUCAUUAACACAGACCUGCCUUAUCCCUUUGGGUGGCUGGCAGGAUACGUUGCCAUGUUUGUGGGUGCAGGCAUCACAUUUGUGGUCCAAAGCAGCUCUGUUUUUACUUCAGCCAUGACUCCACUUGUAGGCAUUGGUGUCAUCAGUCUGGAGAGGGCCUAUCCUCUCACCCUCGGCUCUAACAUUGGCACCACCGCCACUGCUCUGCUGGCAGCUCUGGCUAGUCCUGGGAAUAAACUAGCAGCUGCAAUACAGAUUGCUCUCUGUCACCUCUUCUUUAACAUUUUUGGUAUCCUGCUGUGGUAUCCUAUCCCCUUCAUGCGCUUACCCAUAAAGAUGGCUCGUGUCCUGGGGGAGCGGACUGCCAAAUACCGCUGGUUUGCAGUCUUAUACCUGCUUCUCUGUUUCUUGGUCUUUCCAUCAAUAGUGCUGGGCCUCUCCUUGGCUGGCUGGCGGGUUAUGGCUGGUGUUGGAGGUCCUUUUCUGGGAAUCACCAUCUUCAUUACCACCAUAAAUGUAAUGCAGACUUGCAGUCCUCGUCAUCUGCCCACCAAGCUCCAAAACUGGGACUUCCUGCCUAAGUGGAUGCACUCUCUGAAGCCGCUUGACCGCUUGAUUACCAAGGCAACUGUCUGCUGCAGAGUAGCAUGUGAGGAGGGUCAAGAUGAGGAAAAAGAGGAGCCCAUCUUAGCAGAUCCAGCACCUGUUGGUGUGGAGGAAAAGCCCUCUCAAAGGACAGAACAGCUAGCAUACUGUAAUCCAGUGCUGGACUGCCUUGAUGAGAAGAGUCCAGGCGUGCUGGUUUUUAAACUACGAGGGUUAGAAAGGUGCAACAGCACUCCACUGUGAAAAAAAAGAUGCUUUAAAGUCCACAAAAGGUUCACAAAUUGUUGAGUACUCAAAAAGCUUUGGAAAAAAAAGUCAGGAAAAAGGAUUUCUAGAUGUCAUUCCAUUACCCCUGAGAUGUAUUAAACAUCUCUACAGCAGAAAGUAUAGAAAGUGGCAGAAAGUAUAGACCUGAGAUGAAAGUUUUUUUUGUCUAAAAACCUUGUUAUUGAUGCUCAACUUUGAAGAGAAACACAAAACAAGAUAUGUUCUGUGCUUCAUAGAGAGCUUUGAGAUUCACAUCAGUUGAGUAAAUACGAGCUAUGAGUAAAUUAGGUGAGCCAAGCAUUCUUCUUUUAGCCAUCACUUUUAUUUACAGAAAAUGCAGUAGUGUGGACGUAAGUGACAUUUUCAUCUGAAACUUUACCAAUAACAAGGUUUGGAACUUCUGAGCCACACAUUUUUUCAUCAGCCAAUUUCUACUAACCUUUGAGCAUUAUUGUGAAAAAUCUAACAGACAGAAGCUGUUUCUUGUGCUAAAUGUCUUGUGAAAAAUGUGCAGAAUUGCUGAUGCAUUAAAGUUGCUUUCACACUGGGAUAA